Molecule: messenger RNA, 4831 nt
Organism: Aplysia californica (California sea hare)
Lineage: Eukaryota; Metazoa; Mollusca; Gastropoda; Aplysiida; Aplysiidae
Product: dentin sialophosphoprotein
Exons: 6
Coding region: 1134-3266 (710 amino acids)
Source: RefSeq, a predicted model, not a curated record
CAAAAGAAAUGUUCAGCAAGGUCACGUGCGUCUCCGACUGAGGAGAAGUGACACACGACCCUCAUCAAUGGCAAUUUUGCGUUUCCACUCACGGUUUAUUUGUGCGAAAGCGUGGGGAAUAGGCUUAACACUGGCAACAAAGCGUCAAUUUGUAAUCUAAAAAAUUAAAAUGACUUCUUGUUUUGGUAAAAAAAAAAAACAACCCCUAAACAAACAACCAACACAGAACGAGAGCUUGGACUUGGGUCACGCGAGUCUCGAUUGUGUAACAGUAGGCCUAGCAUCGAAGGCGCGCGCUUUCCAAAGUCCUUUGCUUUUUUGACGUGGUGCGAUCAACAUCGGGAUUAAAACAAACCUCUUCAGUCUUCAAGGAAUUGAGAAUGGCGGAACGAAUGGCUCGUUAUCGGCGUAAAAUGAAGGAAGAGGAGCCAGAGAAGUACACAGAGUACUUAGAAAAGCAAAGAGAGGCUGCCAAGCGCAGACGACAAGCUCUGAGGGAAGAGCCUGUUACCAAAACCAAGGAGCUACAACUUGAAGCUCAAAGGGAAAAGAACAGACUCAGAGUUCAGAGAUAUCGGGCAAAAAAAGAGGAUGGGGCUCUAACCCAUGCUGGAACCUUGAGGACCCACCCAGUCCGAAAAAAAACUCAUUGUGGAAAGAAGCCGAAAGAUAUGACUCCUGAUGAGUACCGCGAACACAGAAGGCUACAAAGAGCAGAAUCAAGAGCGAGGGAGUCAGCUGAAAAGAAAAGACGGAUCAAGGAGAAGAAGAGGCAGAAAAUGAAGGCCAGGCGAGACGCAGAGAGAGGCAUCAUAUCCUCUCUUCCACUUGCAAACUCAACGCCCGUCCCACCCAGCCCACAUUAUGACGGCCCAUGCCUACCCAUCCAGACUCUUCCAAAGCUGGAAGCCCAACCUUUGCCUAAUGCCCCACCAUCUCCACCUGCAGCCCCUGGACCUUCAACUGCAGCUCCCGGACCUUCAACUGCAGCCCCUGACCCAUCUUCAGGAAGACAAAAUUACUGUCAGAGGUGUAAAGCCACCACAGAUCAGAUGCCUGAAGAACAGUGCUUGGCUACAAUUGAACUAAGAUUAAAAUUUGUGUUUACUAGCUCCAAUUAACAAGGUAGUUCCAUGAUGGAUCGUCAGCCAGGUCAGAAUGCUGAGCCGCCGGAGAGCCUGAACAGUUUAGAAUUCCCUCCCUUACCCUCUCGGUCAGAUACUGUGCAUUUAGUGCCACAGACAGUUGCUGCAUCGCAAGGAUCAAUGUCUCAGAAAAACCAAGGAGUGAAACGAACAAUUUGUGACGAUGGGUCUGAUAGUAUGAAGGAAGAAUCCUUUUUGUCUUCUUCCAACAAUUCUGGAAGUCAUGGCUCGUCAUCUCCACCGUCAAGAAAAUCAAGACGAAUGGCAUACAGGGAUGUCAAUCUGCCUUCCCUUGACUCUGACACCCUUCAUAGUAUGUUCAGUUCUCCAACUUUUGGUGACUCCCAAAAUUCAUUAUCUAGUACUGCAUUUCGUUCAUCUAUGGCAGUCUCACCAAAUGACAGCCUAGGAAGUCUUGGAGAUAUCAUCAGCAGGUACAACAAUGCCACCUUAGAUUCCAUGAAGGGAUUUGAAAUUUCAUUUUCCUGCGAUUCUGACAACGCGAAUACUAGUCCCGUGCUGCUGUCACCAACUUCAAAGGGUAACAGUUCGUCCGAUUUCAGCGUGUCCUCAAUGCCAUCCAUCUCCAAAUCUCUGUCGAAGCCACUGGCUCAAGAGGAUUCCUCAGACUCUGGAAAUGUACUGUUUGAGUCCAAACGAAGCUUUGAAUACUAUGAGAACGUCCAAAUCACCUCUGCCGCUAGUGUUGAAUCAGACUUCACAAGUUCAGGCGAGUUACAAUGUAAGGCUGUGACAUUGUCUGCAGGCUCCAGCUGCAAGUCAUCACUGGACGUAAAAAUUCCUGAAAGCCGGGAAACGAAAAGUAAAAAAGCUGAUGACCUGCAUCAGCAGCAGUAUCUGUCUCAUGGCAGUAAAAAAGACAGAAAAGUUGCUGGAUGUCUGCAAAAAGGCAAAGGCUCUGGGAAAUUUACUGUUGAUAGUACACGUGUCAAAGACACUUCAGAUGACGAUUAUGAUUGUGAGGAUGCCGGUGAUUUUUGUGAUGCAAUCCAUAUGUCGGAGUGCAACACUGACAUUCUUCAAAAUUUAAAAAAGUGCAAGAAAAACCCAAAACAUGAGAAAUUCUUCUUGACCAGUGAUUUGAAGGUAAGGGAUCUUCCCCGAGAGAUCCAACACGAAGACAGUCUGACAUUUCUGAACUGCAUGUCCCAGCUGGUUGUCCAGAUCACAGUACAUUCGACAAGCUCUGGGAGGGACUCGGAUGACGUGUACAGAAGUUACAUAGGCACUGACCGCAAGAGACACGGCUCUGGAUUCAUCGCCUCCGUGGACGAGAGCAUUCAGAGGUUCCGCUGCAGAAAAGAAGACUGUCUUGAGUGUUGUCUGAAUAUGUCCUCAGAUUCUAACACUCCGUAUAGUCCACCAAUUACUGACAUAGCACCCAGUUUUGAUCGUUCUGUAAGUACUAUUAGUACGGCUAGUUCGUCCAGCGCUUCUUCUAGUGGGGGUAGCAGCCAGAAGCAUUACUUUUAUGGCGGUCUGAAUAUUCGUACUAAUCGCCAUGUCAUAUUCGACAAGUCGGAAGCAGAUAAUGCCUAUGUAAAGUUUUUCUUUAACACUCCAGAUGGCAAAGGGGUGGUGCAUGGCCACGUGGGUUCCAUCAUUGGUGUGAACACGUGUCAGGACCACAUUAUUCUGCACGUCAUGUCACACAAAAAGUCGCUGUUUCAUUACGCUGAAACUUGUUUGAAGAAUGCCAGGUCUAGCUACAACCAGAUGGUUUGCAGCACAAUAAAGACUCAGGAAACGCUGGCCCCAAAGCUCUUGCAAAGCUGGGUGGCCGUCAUAUCUCACCCACACGGCCUGGCCAAACACAUUAGCAUAGGCCACGUUUGUCAGGAAAAAGUUGAGGCCAGGCGUGUGAUUAAAUAUUACAAUGCAGCGACUUGUCCUGGUAGUUCUGGGGGGCUGGUUAUCACCCCAACUUUGCUCAAACUGCAGUGGCCGGGUGCUGUGCACAGUCUGUAUGACAAACAUACCCGCUUCAAUGUCACUCUAGAUUCGAGGUUCCCCGACUUGGACAAUACAGACAUGGGCCGCUUACACAAAACCAUUGUGUGUCGUAAAGACUCGUUUCCUGACAAUUACUUUAACUUGUGAGUUGUAUUGUGGAAUUCUUUGUCUCUUUGACCACAAGAAAUUUUUUUAAUUGUCAGUCAUAAAAGCUUAUUUUCUGACAAUGUUUCAUAAGUGACUUGAAUUAUUGAACCUUUUUAAAACUUUUACUCAUUUUCUUUCCUAAAAAGUUUAUUAUGUUGCAGUUGAUAUAGGGUAAAUUUCUGCUUCAUUGAGCACAGUUUUGGAUACUCAGGGACUGAGGGUAGUGCUAGAUUUAGUGGCUGAUUAGAUUAGUUGAUAAGUUGGUAGAUAUUGCAAACUAUACCUAAGCCUAACAGCAAAAGAUUGCUUUGAAUGGAAAAAGUAUUGCAGAAUAUUUGAAUUUGCAAUAAGAUGUAUGAAGUGCGCCUGAUAGAAGCAGUAUGCCAAUUACGAGAUAUAACGAACAGCAUUUGCCAUUAUGGUCCCUACGCUUUUUUAAGGCAUGACAAAUGCCAUUCGUCACUACAGCAUCUUGCCUCUUUCACGGUAAAGAAAUAAAUAAUGAAUGGCAUUCAUCAAAUGAGUCAUGGAGGGGUCAGUUUGGGUUCUUCAGGUGUCUAAAAAGAAGGAACUCAUUUAGAGGACCAAAAUUUUGUCUUUUCACCAAUUUCUACAUAACUUUGAACAAGUAAAAUUCAAUAAAGGGGAUAUCAAAUCUUUCUACAGUAGGAAAGUUGACUUACAUAGCCUACUUUGAGAAGUAUCAAGUUUUAGAAAUUUAAUUAAGAAUUGAGAAAAUGCAAAACUUAACAACUUAAAAAAAUCCAACAUAAAGUGAAUAUAUUAUAUAUAUGUGCAUUAAAGAACAAAUUUAAUUGAAAUCAACAUUGCCAGACAAACUUGGGGAAGAUGGUAGCUAUUUGAAUUAUACGCUCCUGGUGUUGACUAUUUUAUUCUCCAGACGAACUUGAAUACGCCACUGGAAAUUGUGAAUAACCUUGUGGUAUGUGUGUUAUCCAUUCUUUGGACCUUCUGUUCAAAGUUAUGUUUCAACUGUUCGAUUAUUUGUGGGUUGUUUCUGUAGACUCUGUCUUUUAAAAAUCCCCAAAAGAAAAACUUUGCGCUUAGAAUGGGUCAUCUUCUUUUUUUUUUUGGCACAGUCCACGAAAAUGUUAGGUUUCAAAGAAAUUUAUUCUUCAAUGCACAAUAAAUUAAAUAUGUAGGCUACAUUAUGAUUGAUUUCUAAGAAGUUGAAGAGUUUUGCCUUUUACCCAGUUUUGGUUGAAAUUGUUAAAACUUGACAUUUUUUUGCACACUUUGAUUAUUUUUCUUCAUAUUGACAAAUCCAACGAACCCUUUGCGUGUUGUUGAAUAUUCGUUUGUUCAAAGUUUUGUUGAAAUUUGUGCAAAGAUAAUCGAAUUAUUGCCCUUUACGUGGUUCUUAAAAAAAAAAAAUGACACCCAGUAUGUGUAAAUAUAAUGUAAUGUGUGCAAUGAAAUUAUCUUUGUGGACUAUAUACAGUAUUACACGGAACCAUAGCUCAAAUUCAUUUGGCCGGCCUCGAUAGUUCGAGGGAUCCGUAGUCAAGGGAUAUCUUAAAAAGAUAAAGAGAGGGGGAAAAAAA